This is a messenger RNA of Rhineura floridana, 1499 nucleotides long. RefSeq lists its product as uncharacterized. The coding region runs from base 718 to 1338 and encodes 206 amino acids. The transcript has 2 exons. NCBI's taxonomy places the organism in Eukaryota, Metazoa, Chordata, Lepidosauria, Squamata, Rhineuridae. The record is from RefSeq and is a predicted model, not a curated record.
GACGGGCUCCUGCCUCAAAAGAAGCUUAUUCAGAUAUAUCAGUCAGUUUUUUCUUUUUUUUUUGACUGAUUAAACUUCUCCCGGGUAGGGAGAAACGAAGAGAUUAACCUCAAAGCCUAUUUUUGUUGGGACGACCAGAUCUCAUUAAUUUAUGGGACGAGGUCCAGCCGACGAAGGUGGGACGGAUUUUCAACAGCAAGCUCUAUCUGUUAAAGCGAACGUUCAUCUUAUCUUCUAAGAGAGAACGCACUAACAGGCAAGCACCCUUCUUUCUAUAUUUUUCUUUUACUUGACUUAAAUUGUUGCUGUUUAAAAGAGAUUUGCCAGAUUGAUCAGUUUUUGACAUCUCACUGGGGAGCCAUAACUUCUCUCUGCUACGCACUAAUUAAUAGCUUAUCUCUGUUUUUGUUGCAAAAAGCUGUCCUGGAUUUGCAUUCUAAAGAUAUACACAGAAGAGGGAUUUCUAUUCCAGAUUUUUAUUUUGAAAAAUAUUAUACUGUUUUGAGACUACUCUCUUUUUGGUCUAUUUUAUUUUGACGAAUCUGUUUCUUGACGAUUGCCAUUAAUUGUUUCGAUCCUGGGAACUGCAUUUUGUUUACUUAACUAUUGGAGAGAUAAGGCUGUCUGCUCUGUUUAUACUGUGAUGUCACCAAGUUUGGAGUAUUAACCCAAUUGUUGCUGAAAUAAGAAGUGGUUUUCCUAUAUUUUUCUUUUAAAAUGGCAAUUAAGAAAGUGGCUGAAAAUCUGGAAAUAACUAUGUUUCAGAAAAUAAUGGAUGAGAUUGAGAUAAUGAAAAUUGAAUUGAGUAAAAUGAAGCAGGAGAUUAAAGAUAUAAGGGUCCCUGUGAGAGAGGAGACCCCGGAGAUUGGAACAGGGGUCCCUGUGAGAGAGGAGACCCUGGAGACUGGAAUAGGGGUCCCUGUGAGAGAGGAGAUCCCGGAGACUGGAACCAACGUGGAACAGGAACAAGAUUUGGAGUCUAUGGACUUUAGAAAUAAAAUCUAUUGUUUGGAACUCAAUGUUAUCUCUGAAGAAAUGAAUGAAGAUUCUAGAGAUAAAGUUAUCAAUGGCAUGGAUAAUCUUCUGGACUGGAAUGAUGUGAUGGAGCCCAAUAUAGAGAAAAUCUAUGGAAUUAACUGCAGCCAUGUGACAAUGGAAAAACUUUUAAGAGAUGACCCAGUGUAUUUUGAAAAAAAGAACAGAGAUAUGAUUUUACAGCAGUAUUUCAGCAACCUAUUCAGAAUGGAUGGCAAGAAAAUAUUUGGGAUAGAGGUAAUUCCCAUCAGACUCUUACUAUAUGACUAUGGCUUUGACAGCAAGAUUAUUAUGGAAUACUGAUAAUGGAAGAUUGGAUAUUGAAAUUACUGGACUUAACAAGACUACUGAAGAUGGAAGAUGAAAAUGGAACUAAUAGAGAUAAUAGAACAAUGGCUACUGAAAUUAUUGAACCUAACAGAUUCUGAUGUGAUGGAUUAAUUGAAAUGUUUAUUUUGACUAUG